Manihot esculenta (cassava) is the source of this 1726-nucleotide messenger RNA. RefSeq lists its product as uncharacterized. The transcript has a single exon. The coding region runs from base 384 to 1568 and encodes 394 amino acids. NCBI's taxonomy places the organism in Eukaryota, Viridiplantae, Streptophyta, Magnoliopsida, Malpighiales, Euphorbiaceae. The record is from RefSeq and is a predicted model, not a curated record.
GAAAAUUUAGUUUGAUGAAGAAGAUCCCAUUGUCAUUACUCAUCUUGCUUUUGCUAUCCUGUUUAGAAUUAAAAGUUCAAUAAAGUUGGUGGUUGUAGAGAAACAGAGCAAAGUUUCUAAAGUUGCUUCCUUUUCUUUUUCCCCCUUGUCAAAUGUUAGUUAACUCUGUUUCUCUGUCUCUCCCUUCACUUUGAGAUCUUUUCUUUCCUUUAUUCACGCCGCUCUUACUUCCAAUUUCAUACCUUGUCUCUCCAAUUUGUUCAACCAAACAGAGAACAACCAAUCUUCUUUCCACUCUCUCCAUCUACUUGCUUCUGAUUCUUCUCUGUUCUGUUCUGUUUUUCUCACUCAAUUCUAAACAGAAGAAGAAGAAGAAAACAAAAAUGUCUGAACUUUCUUUAACUUCAACCACCUCCAAGAAAACUCAUUUCUCAAUAUCAAGUCUUCUUCUCUCUGACUUCUUCCUCUUCUGUUCUUUCAUUUUCUCUCAUCCUUUAUAUUUCUUCUACCUGAUUUUCUUGUUUCCUUAUCUCUUGAAGCUCCUUUCUUUCCUUUCUCCCCUAUUUGUUACCACCUUUCUUUUACUCUUAGUUCUCCUCACUAUCUCUCCUAAUCUUCUCCUUGAAAAUUUGAGUCAUGAGUUGUCUGAAUCCAAAGUGAGCUUUGUUCUUGGAACAUACCAAGCUGUUGUAGAGAGACUGCAGCCUAAAGCAGAUGAAGGAAGCAACGAUGAGUUUCAUCAAUUUGAGGAGCUAGAAGCAUACAAGAUUGUGUUCGAUACAUCUGAUUUUGAUAUUGGAGAAAACCCAGUUGGAGUUUCUGAGCUAGAAGCUAAAGACAUUGGCUUAGAAAGCAAUGACACUGAAGUUCACAACAGUUCAAGCCAUCAAGAGCCUGUUGCAGGCGUCUCUGAAGUAUUAAAAGUUGAUUUUGAUGGAAGUUCAGCUUUGAUAACUUCUCAGCUGAUAGCUGAAGGAAAUAAAAUAGAAGUAGUCUCUCAUCAAAACCAGAAGUUUGAAGAAUUUGCAAUCCAAAAUGGAGACAAAGAAGUCAAGCCACAGAGCGAGAACUCCAAUAAAGUUGAAGAACAGAAAGAGAAAACAACUGAAAUAGACCUUCCAAGGAUGAAUUCCCAGAAACUUGAAGCAAAUGCAUGGAGUAAAGCUGAUGAUUAUCAGUCAAUGGGAUCAAACCUUGGGAGUUUUGGAUCAAUGAGGAAAGAAAAAGAGUGGAGAAGAACAUUGGCAUGCAAGCUUUUCGAGGAGAGACACAAUGUUGAUGGAAGUGAAGGCAUGGAUUUGCUAUGGGAGACAUAUGAGACUGAUUCUAUGAAGAUGCUGGCAAAAAACAAAACAAAGAAGGGAAACAAAGGAAGCAUUGAGUACUACGAUGAUGAAGAUGAAGAAGAAGAAGAGAAUGAAGGACAACUGUGUUGCUUGCAGGCUCUCAAAUUCUCAGCUGGGAAGAUGAAUCUGGGAAUUGGAAGGCCUAAUCUUGUGAAGAUCUCCAAGGCCAUCAAGGGGAUUGGAUGGUUGCACCAUGUCACCAAGAAGAAAAGUUACCGUUAAAUUUAAUAUGAUUCUUUACAUUUUCUUAAAUUCAGUGUUUAAAUGGCUCAACAAAUUUGUGUACUUUGUUUAUGGAUCCACAAAGUAAAUAUGUUGUAUUCUUCAUUUGGCAUGGUUUUGUUUCAGAAAUUUUGCCAGGCAAACAUGGCGAACCAACU